AUGCAUCAAUCAAAAACACAAAGCAAUCCAAUCAGAACAUCAUUCAGCCUCAGUUUAUAUCUAUUCAUAAAUUUCCUCAUGACAACGAUCCAGUCGCUCGAUGCCAAUGACUACAAUGGCAAUGGCAAAUUAAUUCGCACAAGCGGUGACAUUAUUCUCGGCGGAAUAUUUCCAAUGCAUGAAAUUUUAUCGUCAAAUCGCGAAUAUCCAUGCGGUGCAAUAAAGGAAGAGAAAGGCAUUCAGCGGUUAGAAGCUAUGCUUUAUGCCAUCGAUGAGGUUAAUCGGGAUCAAAAUUUAUUAGCAAAUGUCACACUCGGAACGGUUGUGAUUGAUUCGUGUAGCAGUGAUACGUAUGCAUUGGAACAGAGUAUGGAGUUCGUGAGGUAUUACAUGAAUAAGGAUGUGUCAGAAUACACAUGCCAGGAUGGCACAGCUCCAAUUUAUAAACCACACAAGCCAGUCGUUGGUGUUGUCGGUGCAUCAUUUAGUGUUGUCUCAGUGAUGGUUGCCAACAUUUUGCGACUUUUUAAAAUCCCACAAAUAAGCUAUGCCUCAACAUCUGUUGAAUUAUCAGACAAGUCACGAUUUGAGUACUUUAAUCGUGUCGUACCGAGUGAUAUUGAGCAAGGUCAAGCAUUAGCUGAGAUUGUUAUGACACUAAAGCUCACAUAUGCCAGUACAGUGUGUGUCGAGGGUGAAUAUGGCGAGAAGGGAAUCGCAAGCUUUCUUAAAGCCGCAUCAGAACUCGACAUAUGUGUUGCAAUCAAUGAGAAAAUCCUUCGAAAUUCAAAGGAAGAAGAUUUUGAUAGAAUAAUUGAGCGACUGUACAGUAAAAAGCAAGCACGUGCUGUCGUUAUGUUUGUCGAUGAGGAUAACGUGAAACGAUUGCUGCGUGCAUCGAUACGAGCAAAUAAGACAGGUCAUUUCUAUUGGAUUGCAAGUGAUUCGUGGGGUGCGAAGUCAUAUCCCGUACGUGAUCAAGAGUUUGCAGCUAUAAAUGCAAUAACGGUGCUUCCACAUCGGGUUGAAUCGGAAGGUUUCAACAACUACUUCCUAUCCCUCAAACCCCAACUCAACCCAAACGACUGCUCGAAUACAAAUCAAUCAAACGUCAAUUGCCGUAAUUUGUGGUUCAAUGAGUUUUGGGAGCAACGACAUAAAUGCAAAUUCGAUCCGAAAGUCAUGAACGUGACAAAAUGUACAGGAGAUGAGAAUCUCCUUAAUGGAUAUGAGCAGGAAGGUCUCGUUCCAUUUGUGAUUGAUGCUGUCUAUGCAUUCGCACAUUCAGUUGAUGAUAUUAUUAGAUCAAAGUGUGGGGAUGAGAAUCGAGGCGAUCGUGACUGUAUUAUGUCAUUAUUGCCAAUUCCGGGACCGGAAAUGUUGAGGUUUAUUAGGAAUAGUACGUUUAGGAGUCCGCAAGGAACUGAAAUUAGAUUCAAUGAGGAUGGAGAUGUUUUUGGUUAUUAUAAUAUUUAUCAGUAUCAAAAUCAUGGUACGAAGUAUGAUUAUGUUCCGGUUGGGACCUGGAAAGAAAGUCUUAACCUCAACUCGAAUGCCCUCAGCUGGGUGGGCGGUGAGCCAAAGUCAGUCUGCAGUGAGCCAUGUCCAGCAGGUCAUAUCAGAAAUUUCCAAGAUCAAUGCUGCUGGGUGUGUGUCAAGUGCAAUAUCGAUGCAUACGUGCUAAACGAUACAUGCAAAACUUGUGAUCCCGGUUGGAGACCGAAUGUAAAUAUAACAGGAUGUGACAAGAUUCCUGGUGAAAUCAUCGACUGGUUGUCGCCAUGGGCACUUGUUCCACUCGUGUUCUCGUCAAUUGGAAUUUUCUUUGCAUUUUUUACUACAUGUGUAUUUAUAAGAUACAAUAAAACUCCAGUGAUAAAAGCAAGCGGUCGAGAACUGUGCUACAUGCUCCUCAUAGGCAUUCUUCUGUGCUAUUGUAUGACUUUUGUUAUUCUUGCACCGCCAAACAUUUGGUCGUGUGCAUCGCUCAGAGUUGGUAUUGGUUUAUGUUUAAGUAUUUGUUAUAGUGCUAUUUUUAUUAAGACAAAUCGAAUAUCAAGGAUAUUCAAUCAAGGUGUUAAGAGCAUUCAAAGGCCGCUUUACACGUCGCCGGUUAGUCAGGUUGCUAUUUCGAGUGGCAUCGUCGCCAUUCAACUAGCGGUAUCAAUUGCAUGGCUUAUCUACGAUCCACCAGAUAUUCGUGAAAUUUAUCCACAUCCGCUCACAGCAGUGUUAACAUGUAAAGGCUCAGGCUAUAGUCUCAUGAUAUCACUCAUCCUUAUCAUCUUCCUCGUGCCAUUGUGUACGCUUUAUGCAUUUAAGACGAGAAAAAUUCCUGAAAAUUUCAACGAAGCCAAAUAUAUUGGCUUUACUAUGUAUUCUACAUGCAUUGUGUUCCUUGCAUCAAUUGCUAUUUACUUUGGCACAUCAAAUGAUUACAAAAUACAGUCAUCAAGUCUAUGCAUGUGCCUCAAUAUCAGUGCUACGGUUGUGCUCGCGUGCUUAUUCACGCCAAAAGUCUACUUGGUGCUCUUUCAGCCCUACAAGAAUGUCCGUCCAAGAGGAAAUGGUGGACGAAGUGCAGCGCCAAGUGGAAGUUCCGUUGGUGUAACCGGAAGUGGUUGCGAUAUGCGUUUGACAAAUCGCCAUCCACAACAUAGCAUGCGAUUCUCGUCAAAUGCACCCACAACACCAACGACAACGACAUCAAUAGAUGUAAUUGAGGCCAAUUUAAGCGGAAAACGCGGAUCAAUGACAGUAGCGUCCCACGAUCAACCCAUUCAAGUCGUCGAGCUCGACUCACAACAGCACCUGAACGGCUCAACGCCACUUCCACACCAGAAUCAACAUAAUGAAGUUAAAUCAUCGUCUGUCGAUAAAAUGCACGAAAUUAUGAAUACAAACAGUGACUACAAUGAAUCACCGCCGCUGCACGACGACGAUGGAAAUGUGUAA
Molecule: messenger RNA, 2955 nt
Organism: Chironomus riparius
Lineage: Eukaryota; Metazoa; Arthropoda; Insecta; Diptera; Chironomidae
Source: the annotation of a GenBank genome assembly